CUGUCUAUAUCCACUUUAAGGAGUACAGUUUAUGUCACUGCUACCGACAGCGCUGGUCAACAAUAUACCACUGUUCCCAUCAUUAUUACCCAGACCUAUACCUCAACCUACAGUAACGGCUCCGUCACUACCCUCACCGAGACUCUCGCCAAUCCUACAACCCAGCCAGAUAACGCCACUACAAAGGGCAAUGGGUUCUUUCAUAGUAAGGGCGCCGUUGCUGGAGUCUUUGCCGUUGUCGGUCUUGCCGUUGUAGCUAUCGUGUUUUGGAUACUCUUUGCUAUCAGGCGCAGACGUCGCAGAAGAUGGAUGGAGCAUGAUACCGCCGCCGCUGCCGCCGCUGCCUAUAGCCGUCCCCCGCUUGACGACGAGCCCCCGAAUCCCACUCCUCGCGACUCUGUCUUCUCGACUGAGAUGGGGCAGCGUGGAAGUCUCAUGGGUUACGCUAACCCGAACACAACUAGCUCAAACUUGUCGGCGGCCCGCCCAGGGUCAGGGCAUGACAUCUUUAACCCAUACUCGGACUACGUUGAAGACCAUCCACCUAACACAGGUGUCGGCCUCUACAACAAUGCCGGUCGGCCGACUAGCCCUCCUCCUGGUGCAGCACGCUCACCGUCAAGCGCUGACGAUCAUGCAGACGCACGAGAGCGUAAGAGCUCCUAUGGCCAUACGCCAACAUAUAGUGCUGGAAGUUACGAGCCUCUCCUGGCUUCUUGGGGUGCAGGAAAUCACCCGGAUGACGAGGCUGGCCACGAGCCUUCUGCGCCACCCCGUCCGCCUCGGAACCCUCAGAGGCUCGCACAUUCUCAAGACAACAUCGUGUCUACUGUACCUCAGGGUGACCCACCUGAUGGUGAUAACGACGAACGCUUGGAUCCCGAGAUGCGAAGGCGCACAAGGACUGAUAGCUUAAGCUCAGAAAACCUAAAGGAUGAAGAGGACUACAGUCGUCCGGUCUUGACGGUUCGGAAUGUUGCUGAUACUCGGAGCCAGCACUCUGUUUAAUGAAUUACCCUCUCAUACUAUCUCAUCCAGUUAUUCCCUUAGAUUGCAAAGGAUACGGAUACCGCUCUCAAAAGUUUACGCCGAGAUCAUUCGGACGUUGUCGAUAGCUUGUCACCCCGCUCUUCACGUGUUUUUUUCAUCAUAUCCGGCACAUUUGCAUAUCCACGGACUCACCCAACGGACUUUGGCAUUGGCCUAUACAUAAUAUACUCAAUGCACAUAUCCCAGUCUUGCAAUUGCACUCUCCUUAUCUAUCUAUCUCACCUUGUUAGGCCUGCUAUGCGCUCUGGGUUUCUGCCUUAUUCUCUUAUACGUUCUCACUACGUUACUUAUAGAUCUGCCUCACCUUGUGAUACACGGCCAAUUGAGGCUCCAAGCGUCCCAGCAACCAUAUGCUCCCCACUGAGCCAUUGCAUAAAAGGUACAUGUUAUAAAAAUGGCUCGGGCUAUCGCUAUCGGGUCGGUCGGAUCCCCGCAUGUCGUCUGGCUUGCCCGUGUACGACACCCCUAUCCUCGGUAUGACAGCACGUCCUCGCGUCGAGCGGGCGGUCGAGUACGGCAACGAGGCGUCCUUCUGGGUCGAGUGGCCGUCUGGCCUUGUGGACCUCACGCGGAGCAGGCAUCUCGAGACUUCGGGCGGCGAGGACGAGGAGGCGCUCUCGGGUGCGCACUUGGAGAUCGAGGUGGACGGGGGGAGGAGGAUUCGGGUUGAUAAGGCGAGGACUGUGCUUGUCGUGGUUGAUAUGCAGAACUUCUUUUUGCAUCCUGAUCUGCGGGCGCACGAGCCGGGCUUGAAAGCGGUCGAUGCGCUGGUACCGAUACUGGCCCCCCUUCGCAGGCAGGGCGUCAAGAUUCUCUGGGUAAACUGGGGCCUCACCGAGCACGAGCUGCACACCAUCCCGCCCUCGCUCGCGCGCGGCUUCACCAAGGGCGGGCGCGGCGGCUUCGGCGCGCCGCUGCCCGGCGACUUUGGCAGGCUGCUCAUGCGCGGGAGCCGCAAUGCGGAGCUGUACGGGCCGCUGCAGGACGCGUACCGCGCGGGCGAGGCGGCGGGCGCGGACGUGUGGGUGCACAAGAACCGGAUGAGCGGGAUAUGGGGGUACCAGAGUGCGCUGGAUCUGUAUCUGAAAGAGAACGGUAUCACGACGCUGCUGUUUGGCGGGGUCAACUCUGAUCAGUGUGUUCUCGGCACGCUGGUGGACGCGUACUACCGGGGGUACGACUGCAUCCUGGUCAAAGAUAUCACCGCGACCACCAGUCCAGAAGGCGGGCAUGAGAACGUCGUAUACAACGCAGGCAACUCUUACGGCUUCGCCACUGACACGGAAAGGAUUCUCAAGGUUGCUAGUGCUACAACCUAGGUUACUGCGUGUAAUCCGAUUGGUUCACCAUAUCGAUUCAGACGUCUAGUUUACACCAAAAAUUAAACUGUACACACGAAGAGCGCCCGACACUCGGACGUUCGACUGGUCGGACACUCCCAUGAUCCAAGGGAGACGUGCAAUAAAUAGUAUGGGGUAGUAUGCAUGUAUCAAUUAGCGCAGCUAAUUAUCAAACCGCGUUCACGGGCC
Molecule: messenger RNA, 2579 nt
Organism: Coniophora puteana RWD-64-598 SS2
Lineage: Eukaryota; Fungi; Basidiomycota; Agaricomycetes; Boletales; Coniophoraceae
Product: Isochorismatase hydrolase
Exons: 9
Coding region: 1485-2369 (294 amino acids)
Source: RefSeq, a predicted model, not a curated record